Messenger RNA from Seminavis robusta, 848 nucleotides. NCBI's taxonomy places the organism in Eukaryota, Bacillariophyta, Bacillariophyceae, Naviculales, Naviculaceae. The record is from the annotation of a GenBank genome assembly.
GUGUUUGUUAUCUCAUUACUGACCAACACCAUGCUGACCGUUCACUCCAAGUUUGUGGAUGAGGAAGCCAAAAGGCGCAAGAAGAUUGCCAAGAUGUGGGCUCCUGCUAUCCCUUACUUCCCUGAGAGAAAGAAAAAGGGCAAGUCCUCCAAGGAUGAGGAGGAUGAGGACUCUACAAGCAUGCGCACCUUCAGUGUCCCCUUGGACCCAGAUGCCGGUGACGAUGACGACAAAAAGAAGCAGUACUAUACGGUCAAGCUUCCCGUCUUCGAAAUGGGCGACACGCCAGAAGAAUGGUGUGAAUGGCGCUUCAACAUUGACGACCUAGUCGAAACAUUGGGAUACAAUAAGACGAUUCAAAUCGUCCAUGUCCAGUGCAGCCUUCUCAAAGGCAAAAGCGCAGAGCUCUACCAAAGCUUCUACAUCAAACGGUUCACCCAAGAGGUCACAUCUGAGGACCAACAGAAGAAGGCCUUGAGCCAAGUCAUGAACGACAUGGCCUUGAAAAUCUUCAACGAUGGAGCUUCAUGCGUAACAAUCUAUCCAUGGGCAACCAUGACCCCAAGAUUUUUGGGGACCGUCUUCUUGAGAAGCUCAAUGGAUAUUUAAAAUAUUUCCCCAUUGACGAUGUGGAUAUGGAUCACCCACCCAACAAGAAACUUGAUUGGGACAAACUGGUGGACAUCCUGGAUAAUGCCAAACCGAUUACCUGGCACCCAGAAAUGCUUAGCCAGUGCACUACGCUAAAAGCUAAUGUGAAGAUCUUUCGAGUGUUUUGAGUUUGAGAGAAUGAAAGUUAUGAGAGAGAUUAGAAAGCCACGAAAACUAAUCCAUGAAAGAGAUCGUUG